Molecule: messenger RNA, 992 nt
Organism: Chrysoperla carnea
Lineage: Eukaryota; Metazoa; Arthropoda; Insecta; Neuroptera; Chrysopidae
Gene: NC2alpha
Product: dr1-associated corepressor
Exons: 3
Coding region: 1-897 (298 amino acids)
Biological process (GO): positive regulation of transcription by RNA polymerase II; transcription by RNA polymerase II; negative regulation of transcription by RNA polymerase II
Cellular component (GO): nucleus; negative cofactor 2 complex
Molecular function (GO): core promoter sequence-specific DNA binding; transcription corepressor activity; RNA polymerase II general transcription initiation factor activity
Source: RefSeq, a predicted model, not a curated record
AUGCCAUCAAAAAAACGAAAAUAUAAUGCACGAUUUCCGGCUGGCCGAAUUAAAAAAAUUAUGCAGACGGAUGAAGAAGUUGGGAAAGUAGCACAAGCUGUUCCAGUUAUAAUUUCUCGUACUUUAGAAUUAUUCGUCGAAUCAUUAUUAACCAAAGCAAUGGAGAUAACAAAUGCAAAGAAUGCGAAAACUUUAUCACCAUCACAUAUGAAACAAUGUAUUCUAUCAGAAAGUCGUUUUGAUUUCCUAAAAGACUUAGUGAAAAAUAUUCCAGAUAUCAAUAACGAAGAUAAUAUAGAAAAUACAUCAACAAAUAAUUCAAAUUCAUCGCCUACCACACCAAUUACCGGAGGUAGUAAUUCAUUUGAAACAUCACCAUCAGCAUCAGCAUUAUUAUCAACAAUUUCAUCGUCAACUUCAAAAGUACCUCAUCAUCAAACGCCAUCAGCCACAGUUGCAAUACCACAUUGUAGCAAUCAAAUGAAAGAAGUUCCAAAUAAAACUUCCACCUUACUUUCACCACCACCAUUAGUCCCACAUAACUCACCAUACAACACCCUAUCAACAAGUUAUUCUGCUAACUUUUAUACAGAACAACAUCCAAGUACAACUACACCCUCCAUUUCAUCCCUCACCAAUCCACCGGUGAAACCUCCCACACCCUCGGUGAUUCAGUAUAAUACAACAAUAGUCGGUGCAUCAUCGAGUAUUGUUAAUUCGAAUAAUGGACCACCGCCUCAGCCAAUAUUUCAUAUAGCUAUUAAAAACCCGGAUGAUUCAAAAUCAAGCUCUGAUAUACCACCUUUAAUUCCAAUUAUGCAACAUUCGGAUAUUAAUUUAUAUAAUUUUAGUUCUAAUAAUGACAAUUUAUGUACUGAUGACGAUUAUGAUAAUUAGAGAAUGCAAAACCAUGUAUUCUGACUGCUGAUUCAACAAAAUUUCAAUAACGCACAUCCCAUCUUUGUUCCAGUGAAAAUAUUUUUAUAAAAUAU